Messenger RNA from Limulus polyphemus (Atlantic horseshoe crab), 1017 nucleotides. RefSeq names its product CUB domain-containing protein 2-like. The record is from RefSeq and is a predicted model, not a curated record. Gene Ontology annotation, molecular function: serine-type endopeptidase activity. The coding region runs from base 289 to 981 and encodes 230 amino acids. Lineage: Eukaryota; Metazoa; Arthropoda; Merostomata; Xiphosura; Limulidae. The transcript is spliced from 6 exons.
UAUAGCACUAUGCUUAUUAAUAUUUUGCUAAUUACAUAGUAUUACAAUAAUUCAACAUCAGUUUCAAAUAUAUUCAUUGUGAUUUGAGAGAUUGAGGCAAACAGAAAAAAUGUGAAGCAACACGACGUCAAAUGAAAAAGAAUGUAAUUCGUUAGCUUAGCGGUUUUCAUCAAUGUUAUCUUUUUAUUAUCUGUGGACUUUGUUACUCUGCCUAUUAGGCCUUUGUUUUGUCUAAGCUAUUCUGUAAUUCCUUCAGGUUGAAGCUUUAUUUCGAAAGUAAUAGGAGAAAUGGAACUCACAUUUAUGUACUUAGACGCUAAGAUUAGGCUUAGCAAGAGAAGUCUUGCUUACAUGUUAAUUAUAUUUUAUUUUCUUCAUUUAGUAAAAGAGGUGAACGGUGGUGUUUAUUAUUGUGACGAACAGAUUCGCAGCCAUGACGCAGAAUUACAAAGUCCUAACUUUCCCUGGAGUUAUCUCUCUAAUCUACGAUGUCGAUAUACAGUUUAUAGAGCAAGUCCGGAAGUUUGCAAGCUAGAAAUUCAUAUACUCUACUUUCGACUAGAAAAAAGUUCCAACUGCUUCAAUGACCACCUGAUCCUAGAAGGCAAAAUAUACUGUGGAGAGAUGCUACGUCCAAAUCAAGUUAUAACCUUUGACUUUCCUGGAUGGAAGAAGGAGUUCAAAAUGUAUUUUCGGACCAAUAACAAAGUGAACAACAUAGGUUUCCGGUUGCGUAUACAACAACAGAUAUACUGUACCAGUUUUCAUGACCGACUACAGGCUGAUCAAGAGUCGGAAUCAUGUGAUAUACGAAUACUAAGUCCUGUGUCACACCUGAGGAGCCCCGGGUAUCCAUGGGCCUAUCCUCCAAACUUGCGGUGUCGUUACACUGUCGAGAAGUUUGUACCCAGCGUUUGUCAGGCAAGUAGAGGUGAGAAUUUUAGACUUUCAUGUUCGACACAGUACGAACUGCACCAGUGAUUACUUGUGUACUUGUAAAGAUGGCGUUCGUUUAUG